Messenger RNA from Candidula unifasciata, 1486 nucleotides. The record is from the annotation of a GenBank genome assembly. Lineage: Eukaryota; Metazoa; Mollusca; Gastropoda; Stylommatophora; Geomitridae.
AUAAGCUUGUUACCAGGGCCCCGCGCACUUGCCAGACUUGCUGAGCAUCCACUAUUAAAGAGAGUGGUCACAGAUUUCCGCAGUCAGCACAGUGAUUGGCCAGAUUUGGCUGCUUAUUUGCUGAUCAAGCAGACAGGUCGGCGAUUUAAAACAAAAAAACAAAAACAGAAGAAGCUGGAAAGACGUGUGGAAAACAUGAACGCCAGUGAGACCAUGACCAAAGCUUAUAUUCAAGGGAGAUUUGGACAGGAAGGUUUGCUGAAAGCAGAGCAAACGUUUGAAAGGAAACGAAAACGACCAAAAUCAGUUGUUGGUGGGAAGAGUGCAGACGGUCAGCACAACAAUGAUGACAGUCAGCUGAAGAAAAAACGUAAGACCGUGAAAACAAAUUCUGAAACAGCGGAUCUUGUAGAAAAUAAAGAACCUAAAACAGAGAAAACAAUUUCUGAAACAGAUGAUCUUGUAGAAUAUAAAGAAUAUAGAACAGAGAAAACAAAUUCUGAAACUGAUGAUCUUGUAGAAAAUAAAGAACAUAAAACAGAGAAGACAGAUUCUGAAACAGAUGAUCUUGUAGAAAAUAAAGGACAUAAAACAAAGAAGACAGAUUCUAAAACUAAUAAAGCAGAUAAUCUUGUAGAAGAGGAAGAAAAUCAACAGGAAUUAUCCCAGAAUAGUGCUAAAAAAAUGAUGGUAGAGAAAAGAAGGAUAAAUCAAAGGACAGGCAUGUUGAAUCAAAGUCAGUUAACAGAAGGGAAACAGCAGAAACCCCUUGAUGAAUCUGGUAGUGGUGACAAGGACAGUGACAGUAGUGACAAGGACAAGGACAGUGACAGUAGUAGAGAUACAGCAGAUGGUCAGAUUCCUGCAGAUGUUGUGGUCUCAGAUUCAGAAAACAUCCUGCAGUCCGGCCACAUUAGUGACUGUCAGACCAGCAGUGAGUGUGUGGUCAGAGAACUCAGGCUUCAGAAUGCACAAGACAAUUUUCUUUCUAGUGAUAAUGAUGAUGAUGAUGAAAUCAGUGAGAAAUAUAAGACAGGGCUAGUACCAGUAUUUUUGACUAGGGCAAAUAAAACAGUGAUAUCAGACCCUUUCUUCGCUGGAAGUGAUGAGGAGGAGGAUUUAGAAAUUACAAUAACUGAUGCUGGUGUCAGUGAUGAUGAUAGCGCUUAUGUAGACACAGGUUCAGGCAGGGUCAAGGCUAAAUCUAUGUUUUACAAUCCGGGCCCACACGGAAAGAGAGGAGCCAGCAGUGAGAGAUUCCGCAGAGGAGCACAUGACAGGCAAAGCUGGGAUAGAAGGGACACAUCGGGUAGAUUAGACACAAGUCACAGAAGCAGGACAUUUACAUAUGGUGGUCAGGAAAAGACAUUUAGAGGUGAUUAUCAAAGUAGAACAUUUAGAGGUGAUUGUCAAGGCAGAGGAAACAGUUUUAGAGGAGCAGCAAGAAUCACAUCCAAGCAUCAUUUGGACAUUCAUGCCAAUAGGG